AUGGAGAAUGGGAGAAAUUUGAAAUUUGUGAAGAAUGAUAAAANAAGAAUAAGGGUUAGAUGCUUGGGCUCAAAAGGAACAUGCCCGUGGGUGGUAUAUUUUGGUUUCAUGGGUGCAAUAAAGUCAUGGCAAGUAAGGACUGUGUUUGACACUCAUACAUGUACUAGAGAACACAAGAUAAGACUAUUCAAUGCAAAAUGGCUUAGUAGAAAACUAGAAAAAACAGUGAGAGAGAAUCCUAAUGUCAAGGGAGUUGAUAUUAGAGAAAAAGUGUGUAGGAAAUGGAAUAUAGCAAUAUCUAAGAACAUGGCAUAUAGGGCGAAAACACAUGCAUCAGAUGAAGUGGCAGGCUCCUUUGCUAAGCAAUAUACUAGAAUAUAUGAUUAUGCUCAUGAGUUAUUAGAAAGAAACCCUGGGUCUACAAUCAAGGUCAAAGUUGAGCCAUUUGAUGGGAAAGUAAUAUUCCAAAGGUUUUAUGCAUGCCUAAAGGCUUGCAAAGAUAGCUUUCUUUCAUGUAGGCCAAUCAUUGGCCUUGAUGGAGCCUUCUUGAAAGGUCAACAUCAUGGUGAGCUAUUAACUGCUGUGGCCAGAGAUGCAAACGACCAAAUGUUGCCAUUGGCGUAUGCAAUUGUUGAAGUUGAGAAUAAAGACACCUGGAAAUGGUUUCUGGAGCUCCUGAUUGAAGACCUAGGUGGUAGAGAUGUGUGUUCUGGACUUACAAUAAUGUCAGAUCAACAAAAGGGUUUAAGAUAUGUUGCAGAAGAUGUUAUUCCUGGAGUUGCACAAAGAUUUUGUGUAAGGCAUUUAUAUGCCAACUUCAGGAAAAAAUUCCCUGGAAAAAACUUGAAAAGGCUUAUGUGGAGGGCAGCUACAGCAACUCAUCCACAACAAUGGGAGACUGAGAUGAGAAAGAUGAAAGCUGUUAACGUAGAUGCUUUUAGACAUCUCAUGAAAAUUGCUCCAAGCUGGUCUGCACACAAAAUUUUCGAAAUCAGACAUGUGUCCCAAAGUGGGGACAACUUUGUGGUGGAUAUAGAUAAAGAUACAUGUUCUUGCAGGAAGUGGAGCAUCAGUGGAAUUCCUUGUGUGCAUGCAUUGACAACAAUGAGGUUUCUGAACCUAAAUGCAGAGGACUAUGUACCACUAUGCUUCAAAAAGUCAACCUAUGAAGAGAUGUAUUCCUCCAUUAUAUACCCCAUUAAUGGAAAACGUCUAUGGGAGAUCAGCGAUGCAUCUCCACGAGAGCUAACAGAACGCAUAUGCUUCCUUCCACAGUCAUUGCAAGUUGAAGAGGAACAAGAAUGCGCCAUGGACAUUGUUGCGUCUUGUAGUUUGGAACUUCCCUCUUCAAGUGCAGCCCAAGCUUCAACUCAAAAGAACCCUAAAUACCUCGAUCUGGGUUCUCCACUUCAGAACUUAAGCUCAAUCACGAUUUCAUGA
This is a messenger RNA of Vigna radiata var. radiata (mung bean), 1440 nucleotides long. RefSeq lists its product as uncharacterized. Gene Ontology annotation, biological process: DNA transposition. Lineage: Eukaryota; Viridiplantae; Streptophyta; Magnoliopsida; Fabales; Fabaceae. The transcript has 4 exons. Bases 1 to 1440 code for a protein of 479 amino acids. Gene Ontology annotation, molecular function: transposase activity; DNA binding; zinc ion binding. The record is from RefSeq and is a predicted model, not a curated record.